GCAUAGUCUUUACCGGUGUCGACAGACCACACUGGUAUGCCCAAAAGGAAACUGCGUUUAUUGUGAAACAUCGAUCAUUCAGUAUGUUUUUAAAGAUGUUUUUGUUCUUGUGGUUCCUUUUUUGACGGUCUGGACUUCGUUUGAGGUUAGAACUAAAAUAGUAAUAGUAAUACUCCGUCUGUGCACGUGUGUACGCUAGCACAUAAGCUAGCUACAGCAAAGUAGUACAGUGUAAAAGCGACCGAGUGAAGAAAACAUCUAUCUGAAAUUGAUUUCCCGUGUGAAUUGUACGUUAAUUAAUGUAAAGCCAUUGUUGACAGCUCAACAAGCUAUCUUAUCGUGUCUUUUUCACGUCUUAUUUUAAGUAGAUUAUUGUCUGCUUAUAGUGUGUAUAUUAGGACAUGCCCAGCCACCGAUUUGAAUUACAGGACUAAAUAUAAUAAUUUUUUGUGUAAUUGUUAAAGCUAUAAUAUUUUUUUGACCCGCAUGUUUAUCUUUUCUUUUCGAUAUAUAAAUUGACCACUAGAUGUCACCGCUGGGACAUUCUUGAAUCAGCACACGGUUGAGUGAAAAUGUCCACAUUAGUGGCCUAUGAGGACUCAGACUCUGCGGAUGAAUCCAACGACCAAAAAGGAUCAGGGGUUGUCCAGGAAGAAUCUUGCAGGCAGGGAGACGAACAAGCGAGAGUGACACCAAAUCCUGACAGGACAGAGUUGGAUUAUGACCAGCACAUUUCAGAAAAAGACAAUAGAUCUUUACAAAAGACUAGCUGUUUACCAGCACCUCAACAGACGAUGUUUGGACUGCAAACGCUUCCUUUUAUGCUGCCAAGUGUUCCCACUAAGUCCAAAAGACCCUCCACAGUCCCAUCUGGUGUCAGACCCUACAUUCCCAAGAGGCAAAGACUUGUCACUUGUGGAGAGAAAGAAGAUAAUCCCACACAGAGAGUCCACAACAAAGAUGGCCAAAUUCUCUCUGAAGUGUCAUCACAAGUGAAGCUGCAUCUUUCUCAAAAGCCUGCUGCUGCUGGGAUACCAAGGAGGCUUCUUCUGAGCGUUGAAGGCCACCAGGGUCCAGUAAACACGGUGCAAUGGUGUCCAGUUCCUCAGAGGAGUCAUCUAUUGCUGUCUGCCUCCAUGGAUAAGACAUUUAAGGUGUGGGACGGAGUGGAGAGUGGACGAUGCCUGAGGGUUUACACCUGCCACUCGGGAGCUGUGCGAGAUGCCUGUUGGACCCCCUGCGGGCGACAGCUCCUCACUGGCUCGUUUGACGGCACAGCUGUGGUCACAGACGUGGAGACAGGCCUGCAGACAGUGAAAUCGGAUAACCAGUUCAAGGUGAUGUGUGUGGCUUCGCACCCCAGCAACUCAGAGGUGUUCCUGUGCGGAGGCUACAGUUCAUUGGUCAAGGCAUGGGACUCUCGCUGCUGCAAGGUGGUGAAAGUGUACAAGGCAGGUAUCCAGCAGACUUUGGACAUUCUCUUCCUGAGAGGUGGUUUAGACCUCAUCACAAGCUCUGACUGUGUCAGCAGAGACUCUGCAGACCGUACACUAAUUGCAUGGGACUUCCAGACCACAGCCAGGGUCUCCAAUCAGAUCUACCAUGAGCGGUACACCUGCCCUAGUCUGGCUCUCCAUCCCCAGGAGGACUACUUUGUCGCCCAGACCAACGGCAACUAUAUGGCGGUAUUCUCUUCCCAGCGGCCCUAUAGAAUGAACAAGAGGCGCCGCUAUGAAGGACACAAGGUGGAAGGAUAUGCAGUGCAGUGUGAGUUUUCUCAGGACGGAACAAUUUUAGCAUCCGGCAGCUCGACCGGCUUGGCCCACUUCUACGACUACCACAAUGCCCGCCCUCUACAUACCCUCCAAGCCCACAGCCAACCGUGCCUGUGUGUAUCCCAACAUUCCGUCCUGCCAGCCACCGCGGCCACUUGCGACUGGGCUGGAGCGAUCAAAGUCUGGCACUGAUGAUGCUAAAGGGACAAUAUGGAACUUAAAUGUUAGUGUUUCCAUGGACUUCCUGCUUCAAACCCAAAUGGUCUGUUUAAUUUACUCCAAGAGGACUUCCAGAUACGUAGGUCCACUGUGCAGGAUAUCAUAGGCUGCAAUUACAUUACUUUUUGAUGACUCAAGUCGCAGGCCAUAAGAUACAAUUCAGAAAAUGGCAUGGGGGCCGCAUGUUUGAGACCACUGCUCUAAAGGAUGAGGCUUGUCCAAACCAGAAUUGUUUGUUGUCAAAUUACAGUCAUUACGAUACAAUGGAGUGGGCCAUGAAGCUCACCACAUGUCACUGACAAGCACUGGCAUAUUGUAUUUAUCCACUACUAAUUGACUGUGUAAUAUUACAUUAAUAAGUACAGGGAAUCAUGUGUAGUGGGAAUUCACAUAAGUUGUAUCGUAACAUACCACCUCUAUUUAGCCAUCCAUCCAUUUUCUAUACCACUUAGAGGGUGUAGAAGGGUCACAGGUAUGCUGGAGCCUAUCCCAGCUGUCUUGGGUGAGAGGCGGGGUACACACUGGACUGGUCGUAUCUCUAUUUACUCUUCUUGAAAAUGUGUGACACAAUAAAAGUGCCAUAACAGAGAAGAUAGUUGUAUUAAUCAGCAGCAUUUUGUGGUGUGCUUUGUAGAAAGUAAGUGUAUAUUUCUUUAACAAUUGGCAUAAAGUUCCUACACAGGAGCUGAUUGGCGUCAUUGCCUCUUGUCAUGACUGAGUUGCCAGAACUGGCUGUCACAAAGACGUCGUUAUCAGUCGGGAGCUGCAUUCCCCCCCAAAAAAACUUGAUAUGCAAAUAUUCAUAUUUGAGAGAGAUUGGCCUGGGGGGUGCUUUGUUUCCCAAGCACAUGGAGGCUUCAGAGACUCACUGCUGACAGCCCAAAUAUGCAAAUGGCCUCUCCACACAAAGACAACUACAACCUGCCAACACACAUCCGCCUCCCCCCCCUCCCAAAAGCCUCUUGUGGACACAUCCAAACAAAACAGAUACACACAAGGCCUGUUUCGCUUAUUGAAGAAGUUUUGAAGUGAAGUGGAUAAAAAGUGUGUCACCUCAAGUUCUUUCACGUAUUCUGCUUGAGAUUCCAGCUCUUCAGUGGACCACAAAUGAAGUCCAAACCUCGUGAGAUGCAAUUACGGAAGACUUCACGGAGGAGUGCAGACAACUCCACCGCAGUUACAAAAAAAAAAAACCCUGAGAUGUUCUUUCUUCAUUAAAUAAGUUUUCCAGAUCACCUUCAUGCAAAGCAUAUGCUGUGGGAAAAAACAGCUUUUACAAAAAAAUAGUGUUUUUUUUUUUUUUUCUUUUUUUGUGGCAGACACAAGCACGGUUGGCUUGCUGCUCUUAAAAGUGGGAGACCUUGGCAGGAUCUUACAUCAGCAUUUUUAGUUUUUCAAGUUGAACAACUUCAUCAGCUUUGAGGCAGCUGCUUGGCUCAGCUCAGGCCUCACUGAUUGGACCUGGAUGAUGUAGUUCAUCCAUCACAUUUCAAAUCUGUACUAUAUCUUAUUAACCGGCCCAAAGUAUGUACGGUGCAGCAUCAAAGGUCAUUGGUUGACUUCCAAGUUGUUGAAUUUCCUAUUGGAAUGUAGAAUGAACUGGCUCCAAAAAAACCUUUAAGUGCAGGGAACGUUUUACAUGAUAUUUUUAAUAUGAAUAGAUUCAAACCACUUUAUAAUUACGCAAUAUAAAAAGUAAAGCUAAAUUUUUGCCUGAUAAGAAGAUAUUUUCAAAAGGAUAUGUUCUUAGAAUUCCUGUCAGCUAUGUGCUAUUAUGUUAGCAUAUACACAACAACUGUAUUGAUCAACUCUUCUGCACACAAAGGGUGACAAUUUGUCAAAACAUGCCCCCCUACUAUGUUUGCUUUGCUAUUAUUUUCCUGACAAAUACACCAUGUGGUGUUGCUCUUAUUAAACCCCAAAGUGUGAACCCAUAAAUCA
Molecule: messenger RNA, 3935 nt
Organism: Doryrhamphus excisus (bluestripe pipefish)
Lineage: Eukaryota; Metazoa; Chordata; Actinopteri; Syngnathiformes; Syngnathidae
Source: RefSeq, a predicted model, not a curated record